Stegodyphus dumicola is the source of this 1444-nucleotide messenger RNA. Its product is annotated as menorin-like. Lineage: Eukaryota; Metazoa; Arthropoda; Arachnida; Araneae; Eresidae. The record is from RefSeq and is a predicted model, not a curated record.
AUGUCAGGUUUUGCUGAUGAGAUUGCUGCAGAUAUAAUAUUUUCUAAGGAGGACACAGGAAGAUAUUUUUCGUUCUUUAUUGAGGAUAUUGGCCUUUAUCUCAGCACUGCAGAAUCUAGUUUGGUGCUGAAUUUCUCUGUGUGGCUAAAUGCAGACAUUCUGAGUGGACCAAUCAAUUCUACUACUCCACCAUUGCCUCCAGAUGUAUUUCUAUCGCUUUGCCAUCAAUACUUUCCUAAUGCUGUAUUAUCCUUGGGAUGGACUACUUACUGGUUCUCGACGUUUCCUCCUGACACAUGGCAUUAUGAGUGGAUACAUGUGAGAAAAAUGGCAGACACUAUUCGGUGUGCUUUUGAUAGCCGGUAUCCAUCUAUAACAUUUCCUGUUAGAGGAAUUUUCGCCUCAAGAUCCAUAGAACAAUUACAAUGGCUUUUAGGUGUCAUACCUGGAAGUACUUUGACUGUUUGGAAUUCAAAAUUCGAUGCUUUGGAAUUUCAGGAUCUCGUUAGGAUUCGGUCAUCUUUCCCUAAAGGUGCCGUUUAUUACGAUGUUCCAAACUCCGUCGGAGAAAUGUUUCGUGAGAAAAAAGACAAUAUUGUACCAUUGGAUGAAACAAAUUCACCAAAUGAUCAUCAGUGGAUUACACUUACCCAUGGACAAAGCGAUUUAUGCUCAUCUUUUACUUACAUGAUCAACAAUACCAUCGUUUUCGGAAGAUCGCUUACAACUGCAGUUCUACUAAAGAAUUUAAUCUUUCUAAAUAAUGAUAAUAAUCUAAAAGUGAAAGGCAGAGUAGUGUUUUUUAAAGACAAAGAUCAAGUAAUUACGGCUGCAGAAAGCACCCAUAGUCUUGCCAUCGUUUUGGUAGACGUGAAUUUGUUUUCUAAAGAAACUUCUAGUUCAGAACAGGAGAGGCUGGACUUAACUCAAAGCGAUACUGAUGUCUUGUGGUCGGCAUUCAACGCAUCUGAAGUUCAUAAAUUCGCUUACGAGUUUUCUGGUGAGGGUUCAGCUUGUAAACUGUUUAAUCUUGAUACCACUAAAAGCCGUUCUUUUGAUGCAUGGAGCAUUCCUUGUGAUAUUCUUCAUGAUGGUGUAUCUUUUAAAGAACUUGCUGAUGCUGGAGUUUCUGAAGUAUCUUCGAGAAAGAGGUUGGUUCUGCCACAAGGUCCUUUUAUGUUUGGUUUCGUAUCCACUGGAGAAGGAUAUGUUGCUAUAUAUGACUUGGAAAUAACUGGUAAAAAAGAGGAUCUUUCGACUGUUUCAUCAUCUUAUAUUAAUCUUUCCUCUACGCUAUUUAUCUCCUUCCUUUUAUCAUGUGUAUUGUCUUAUAUUUUUUUACGCCGAUGAUACUUUUAUAACAUCUAAGUGACUGUGAUAGCAGUGAAAGAUGUAUAAUGAAAAAAGUUCUUAAUUGUAAAAAAUAUAUUUUCUUAUUUUCUUU